GAGCCACAGUGUCAGGGAACACAAACACUCUCCUACAGACUCCUUUCCUUUCUGUGCUACACCACAUAAAAGCGAGAUAUGGCUACUGCUGCUGGCAGCGUACUGACAGAGGAGCAGCUUCUUUGCCCCAUCUGUCUGGAUUUGUUCAACCAACCAGUCUCCACUCCUUGCGGGCACAAUUUCUGCAGGGACUGCAUACAAGGAUACUGGCAGUGUGCUAAUCUGUCGCAGUGCCCCAUGUGCAAGCAAAAGUUCUACAGGAGGCCUGAGCUCAAGGUUAACACCUUCAUAUCUGAGGUGGCUUCUCAGUUCAGGAAGUCAUCAGGGAAGAAAGAUGAAAAUGGAGCCAGCACUGUGGACCAAUAUUCAGGCAGUAAAGGAGAGGUUUCAUGUGAUGUGUGUGUUGGAAAAGGAGUCAAGGCUCUUAAAUCAUGCCUGGACUGUUUGGCCUCCUUCUGUGAGACGCACCUAGAGCCCCAUCAUGUGCUAGGCACCUUCAAGAAACACCGCCUGAUCAACCCCAUGAUGAACAUGCAAGACAGAGUGUGUGAGAAGCACGAGAAGCUCCUGGACUUGUUCUGUUACACUGACCAGGCGCAUGUGUGCCAGAUCUGCAUUAAGAAAGACCACAGUGCUCAUUACAUUGUACCCAUAGCGGACGAAAGCAGAGACAGGAGAGCUCAGAUUGAAAGGAUAAAUGCAAAGGUGGAGGAAAUGAUUCACGGCCGACUUGAGAAAAUCAGCGAAAUCAAUCAAAGCGUUCAGCUCAGCAGAGGAAACACAGAAAGAGAGAUUGAGGAGAGUUUGCAAGUCUUCAACAACCUCCUCCACUCUGUCCAGAAAGGCCAAGCUGAGCUGGUGGAGGUGAUUGGUGCAAGGCAGAAGCAAGUUGAAGGCAAGGCCAGAGGUCUCAUCAUGGAGCUGGAGCAGGAGAUCGAGGAGCUGAGGCGGAGAAACACGGAGCUGGAGCAGCUCUCACACACUGAAGACGACCUCUACCUCAUGAAGAGCUUUCCAGUUUUCUCCGCACUGCCAGACACCAAAGACUGGUCUGACACCUGUGUGGAGAGCGCUGUACAUGUGGGCACGGUGAGGAGAGCAGUGAGGAGAGUAGCAUGUCAGCUGGAGGAGAUGGUAAAAGCUGAGGUGAAGAGGCUAUGUGAGACUGAAUUCCAGAGGGUUCAGCAGUUUGCUGUGGACGUGACUCUUGACCCUGACACAGCUCAUCCCAAACUGGUGCUGUCUGAAAACAGGAAACAGGUCUAUCAUGGCGAUGUAGCGCUGAACCUCCCGGACAACCCAGAGAGAUUUUACCCUGGUGUCAGUGUCUUGGGAAAGGAGGGGUUCUCCUCUGGCAGGCUGUACUAUGAGGUCCAGGUGAAGGGGAAGACAGAGUGGGAUAUUGGAGUUGGGCUUCAAUCUGUCAACAGAAAAGGAGGGAAUAUGCUAAACCCCGAAACAGGCUACUGGGCUCUGGGGAUGAGAAAGGACAACAGCUACUGGGCCCUCAGCAGCACUCCUAUCCGGGUGCCGCUGACUGGGAAGCCCCAGAGUGUCGGGGUGUAUGUGGAUCUGGAGUGUGGGCAGGUUUCUUUUUACAACGUGGACUCUGCUUCUCAUAUCUACUCAUUCACCGGAUACACGUUCACUGAGAGAGUUUUUCCUUACUUUAACCCUCGACGUAAUCAUGGCGGGGUCAACUCUGCUCCUCUGAUCAUCUUGCCUGUCUACAACUGAAAUCUGACAUUUCAACUCUUCUGUAUAUUUUAUAAUUUCUCUUUUUUUAAAUAAAGUUAGCAAAGGUCAAGUAUGUUUGCUGCUCUGUUUGCCUUAAUAAAGUUUAUUUAGUCAUCUGAAUCCUGUCUUCUGUUGCUUUUACAUCUAUCAUUUAGAAAGAGAAUUCAGAACAAGUAAUGCACAUGUAUUUGAGCUACACCUGCAAAGAUAUAGACUUGAUUUAAAGUGGUUUUCAUGUGUGUGUGCAGGUGGCAGUGGAGCUCCCGAGGCGUUCUCUUUCUCCAGUGUUAAGUGC
Messenger RNA from Epinephelus fuscoguttatus (brown-marbled grouper), 2032 nucleotides. Its product is annotated as E3 ubiquitin-protein ligase TRIM39-like. The record is from RefSeq and is a predicted model, not a curated record. The transcript has 2 exons. The coding region runs from base 79 to 1737 and encodes 552 amino acids. Gene Ontology annotation, molecular function: zinc ion binding; protein binding. Lineage: Eukaryota; Metazoa; Chordata; Actinopteri; Perciformes; Serranidae.